AUGCCCUCUGGUUCUGGCGUCGUCGACGCUUUCAAAAAUCUCAUCAGACACGGCAAAAAUCACCACACUGCUCGUCAGCAAGAUGAAAUCCACCAGCAUCCCCCACAGCAACAACAGCGCGACCUCCCGCAGCAGCAACAGCAGCAGCAUCAGCAACAGCAACAACACCAAACACAGAAGCACCAGCCAGCCGCAAAAUACAAGGACCACAUAGAAUCAAUUGUCCAGGAAGAGCGCGAGGCAAAGUUGAAGAUGCCAUCCUACAAGGGCCUCGAGAACUUCAAGCUCCUCGACAAGAUGGGAGACGGCGCAUUCUCGAACGUUUACAAAGCGAUUGAUCUUCGCACAUCUCAGAAGGUGGCAGUCAAAGUCGUCCGCAAGUACGAGCUCAGCGCAUCACAGGCCGGUGAGAAGCAUCUUAAUCGCGAGUUCAAAAGGAGACCGCGCGUUACGGAGCGCGCGAACAUCCUGAAGGAGGUGCAGAUCAUGCGUGGGAUCAACCAUCCAUCUAUUGUCAAGCUGAUUUCCUUCUCUGAGUCGCCAGAACACUACUUCCUAGUGCUCGAGCUUCUGGAGGGCGGGGAGCUCUUCCAUCAAAUUGUCCAGCUGACAUAUUUCAGCGAGAACCUCGCACGGCACGUCGUUCUACAAGUUGCGCAGGGUAUCCGGUAUCUACAUGAGGAGCGCGGCGUCGUGCAUCGCGACAUCAAACCGGAAAAUUUACUCUUCGAACGGAUCCCCAUCAUCCCAAGGCCGAAUCCACCUCCCAAGCAGUUCGAAGAGGAUAAGGAGGACGAGGGCGUGUUCAUACCAGGCACUGGUGGCGGCGGCAUCGGGCGUGUCAAAAUCGCAGACUUCGGCUUGAGUAAAGUCGUCUGGGACGAGCAGACAAUGACCCCAUGUGGCACCGUAGGGUACACCGCACCAGAGAUCGUUAAGGAUGAACGAUAUAGCAAGAGCGUGGACAUGUGGGCGCUCGGGUGCGUGCUAUAUACGCUGUUAUGUGGAUUCCCUCCAUUCUACGAUGAGAGCAUCAAUGUGCUCACUGAGAAGGUCGCACGGGGACACUACACCUUCCUUAGCCCGUGGUGGGACCCAAUCAGCGAAUCAGCGAAAGACCUAAUAUCACACCUCCUCUGCGUCGACCCCGCUCAACGAUACACCAUCGACGAGUUCCUCGUACACCCGUGGUGCAAUGAGAUCCCCGCGCCCACACCAGCGUCUCCCACGCCAGGCUUUGCUCCUGGUGUGCCUCUUGACUCGCCGUUCCUCCCGGGCUAUCGUGGAGUACGCUCGCCCGGGGUCGCCUCGCUGAGGGAGGCGUUCGACAUAACGUAUGCAGUGCACCGCAUGGAGGAGGAAGGCGCGCGGCGGCGGGCCGCAAAGGGUGGCGCAAAUCGCGGCUUCCUGAGCGGGCUGAAUGAGAGUGACGAGGAGAUCACGGACGACGAGUCGGACACAGAGGUGCAGCCGAAGGAGCGCGUGCAGGUGCAAGUGCAGCCGCAGGUGCAGCAGGUACAAGGACAGGGAGAGGGACAGAAGACAGCGGCAAAGCGCGCGGUGCAGGAUGGCGCAGUGUACGCGUACGAUGGGCGUGCAGGCCCACGCGACCGAGCGCGGAGGAAGGGCAACACGCCAUUCGAGUUGGACCUAAAUGGCUCGACGCUGCUGGGUCGGAGACAUCAGCGCGGCGGGAACGGGCUUGCAGUCGUCACGCCGCAGGGGAAGGCGAUCGACGGCAGGGCUGUUGGUACGUUUGGCGGGAGCCCAUUGAGGUUGGCAGUGCUGCAGGACGAGGUGGUCAAUCCUGGGAGCCCGAUGCGGGUGGACUAG
Molecule: messenger RNA, 1833 nt
Organism: Sparassis crispa
Lineage: Eukaryota; Fungi; Basidiomycota; Agaricomycetes; Polyporales; Sparassidaceae
Product: Serine/threonine-protein kinase srk1
Exons: 9
Coding region: 1-1833 (610 amino acids)
Biological process (GO): protein phosphorylation; mitotic DNA damage checkpoint signaling
Cellular component (GO): nucleus
Molecular function (GO): ATP binding; protein serine/threonine kinase activity
Source: RefSeq, a predicted model, not a curated record